AUGGUAAAGCAGCCAGAAGAUGACAUAGGAUUCCCUCAACUGGAGGAACUGGUGGUUGUGGGCUCCCUUGGUGAUGCUAUUAAACCUAAUCCUUCUCCUCUCCAAGGAGAAGUCUGGGAGUCGAAACCGGUUGUCAAGCCAGUCCCGUUCCGCGCUCCCCUGCCUUUCUUUUCUUUCUCUUUCAACGUGACAGAUGCCGCUGUGUCCUUCGCCAAGGACUUCUUCGCAGGUGGAGUGGCCGCGGCCAUCUCCAAGGCGGCUGUAGCGCCCAUCGAGCGGGUCAAGCUGCUGCUGCAGGUGCAGCAUGCCAGCAAGAAAAUCACGGCAGAUAAGCAAUACAAGGGCAUUAUAGACUGUGUGGUUCGUAUCCCCAAGGAACAGGGAGUCCUGUCCUUCUGGCGUGGUAACCUGGCCAAUGUCAUCAGAUACUUCCCCACCCAGGCUCUCAACUUUGCCUUCAAAGAUAAAUACAAGCAGAUCUUUUUGGGUGGUGUGGAUAAGAGGACCCAGUUUUGGCACUACUUUGCAGGGAACCUGGCAUCAGGUGGUGCCACUGGGGCCACAUCUCUGUGCUUUGUGUACCCCCUUGAUUUUGCCCGUACCCAUCUAGCAGCUGAUGUGGGCAAAGCUGGAGCUGAAAGGGAAUUCAAAGGCCUUGGUGAGUGCCUGGUUAAGAUCUACAAAUCUGAUGGGAUUAGGGGCCUGUACCAAGGCUUUAAUGUGUCAGUCCAGGGCAUUAUCAUCUACCGAGCUGCCUACUUUGGCAUCUAUGACACUGCAAAGGGAAUGCUUCCAGAUCCCAAGAACACUCACAUCUUCAUCAGCUGGAUGAUUGCACAGUCUGUCACGGCUGUCGCUGGCUUGACUUCCUAUCCCUUUGACACGAUUCGCCGUCGUAUGAUGAUGCAGUCAGGACGCAAAGGAACUGACAUCUUGUACACAGGCACGAUCGACUGCUGGAGGAAGAUUGCUCGUGACGAAGGAAGCAAGGCCUUUUUCAAGGGUGCAUGGUCCAACGUUCUCAGGGGCAUGGGUGGUGGCUUUGUGCUUGUCUUAUAUGAUGAGAUCAAGAAGUACACAUAA
Messenger RNA from Chionomys nivalis (European snow vole), 1083 nucleotides. RefSeq names its product ADP/ATP translocase 2-like. Gene Ontology annotation, biological process: mitochondrial ATP transmembrane transport; mitochondrial ADP transmembrane transport. NCBI's taxonomy places the organism in Eukaryota, Metazoa, Chordata, Mammalia, Rodentia, Cricetidae. The transcript is spliced from 2 exons. Gene Ontology annotation, cellular component: mitochondrial inner membrane. The coding region runs from base 1 to 1083 and encodes 360 amino acids. The record is from RefSeq and is a predicted model, not a curated record. Gene Ontology annotation, molecular function: ATP:ADP antiporter activity.